This is a messenger RNA of Onychomys torridus (southern grasshopper mouse), 1097 nucleotides long. RefSeq names its product interleukin 6 (gene Il6). Gene Ontology annotation, cellular component: extracellular region. The record is from RefSeq and is a predicted model, not a curated record. Bases 90 to 617 code for a protein of 175 amino acids. Gene Ontology annotation, biological process: positive regulation of cell population proliferation; T-helper 17 cell lineage commitment; immune response. Lineage: Eukaryota; Metazoa; Chordata; Mammalia; Rodentia; Cricetidae. The transcript is spliced from 6 exons. Gene Ontology annotation, molecular function: growth factor activity; cytokine activity; interleukin-6 receptor binding.
AAAUAUGAGACUGGGGAUGCCUGUAGCUCAUUCUACUCUCGAGCCCACCAGGAACGAAAGACAACUCCAUCUGCCCUCCAGGAACCGCUAUGAAGUUCCUCUCCACAAGAGACUUCCAUCCACUUGCCUUCUUGGGUCUGUUGCUUGCGAUGGCCACUGCCCUUCCUACCUCACAAGUCCGGAGAGGAGACUUCACAGAGGACACCACUCCCAACAGACCAGUAUAUACCACUUCACAACAAGUCGGAGGCCUGAUUACAUAUAUCCUCAGGGAAAUCUUCGAAAUGAGAAAAGAGUUGUGUAACAGCGAUCCUGAUUGUAUGGCCAAAGAUGAUGCCUUGUCAGAAAACAAUCUGGAACUUCCGGUGAUACAAAUAAAUGAUGGAUGCUUCCAGACCAGAUACAAUCGGGAAAUGUGCCUACUGAAAAUCAUCUCUGGUCUUCUGGACUACCAGAUCUACCUGGAGUUUGUGAAGAACAAUGUACAAGAGAACAAGAAAGACAAAGCCAGAGUCCUUCAGAGCACUACCAGAACCCUAAAUCAGAUCUUCAAACAACAGAUAAACUGGAGUCACAGAAAGAGUGGUCGAAAACCAAGACCAUCCAACUCAUCCUGAAAGCACUUGAAGAUUUCCUAAAGGACACCUUGAGGUCUACUCGGCAAAACUAGUGUGCUGUGCCUUUGUGUAGCAAUCUGUGAACAUUCCUCACUGUGGUCAGAAAAUAUAUCCUGUCACCGGGUAUCUACCUUAUGUUGUUCUCUACGAAGAACUGACAGUAUGAAUGUUGGGACACUAUUUUAAUUAUUUUUUUAAUUUAUUGAUAAUUUAAAUAUGUAAACUAUAAGUUAAUUUAUGAUUAAUAUUUAUAAUUUUUAUAAAAUGUCACUUGAAAUACUAUAUGUAAUAGUUUUGAAAUGAUAAUAUAAAAAUCUAUUUGGUCUGAAUAUUCUGUUACAUAACUAGAUUACUUCUUGGAAUGUAUAAAUUUACCUCAAUAAAUUGCUAAUUUAUACAUGUUUUUAAAGAAAUCUUUGUGUUGUAUUUUUAUGAUCUUUAGACUGUCUCCAGACAAAGAAAUCACAUUAUCUUUAAAAA